Molecule: messenger RNA, 1789 nt
Organism: Glycine soja
Lineage: Eukaryota; Viridiplantae; Streptophyta; Magnoliopsida; Fabales; Fabaceae
Exons: 4
Coding region: 231-1406 (391 amino acids)
Source: RefSeq, a predicted model, not a curated record
CCCACUUUCCCUUCUCAUGUUUAGUAGUAUUACCGUUACAUCUCAUUCACAUCAAUGCAUCAAGAAGUAGUGCUGAUCCACCACUUUUCCUUCUCUUGAGAUUCUCGUUACCCUUUUCACACUAAACACAGUAAACUCACUCAUCACUUGAGAAUUCAGAUUCAUUUCAUUUCGCUGUCGUUUUGCUCACACCACGCCGUUUACCGAAAUGACCCCUCCAACGACACCCAAUGCCUCUCCAACGCACGACGCUCCCUUCUUCCAACCGGCGACGGUUGUUCCGCCACUCCGCUGCUAACUCCCCCGCCGCCGCCCUCAUGUCGCCGGAAUCCACCGCCACCGCCCUUAAUCUCCGGCGGAUCCUCGGCGCUGCACUCCUCUUCUUCCUCGUCUCUCUCUCGUGCGUGCUGCUAUUCAGAAACGCCUAUUACUCUGUCUUCGUUUCCUCCAAUCCCUUGUCUCGUUUCACCACCGUUUUUCCGCCCAACGAUUCCGCAGCGGUAACCAAUGAAUAUUCACUUGAAAAUAUUCUGAGUGAGGCUGCUAUGCAAGACAGAACUGUUAUCUUGACAACAUUAAAUGAAGCAUGGGCUGCACCAAAUUCAAUCAUUGAUCUAUUCCUUGAGAGCUUUAGAAUUGGAGAUCAUACACGCAGGCUCUUGAAUCAUUUAGUUAUAAUUGCUUUAGACCAGAAAGCAUUUAUACGCUGUCAGGCAAUACACACCUAUUGCUAUUUGCUUGUCAGUGAAGCCACUGAUUUUCAUGAAGAGGCAUACUUUAUGACUCCUAGUUACUUGAAGAUGAUGUGGAGACGGAUUGAUUUCCUACGCUCUGUUCUAGAGAUGGGGUACAAUUUUGUGUUCACAGAUGCUGAUAUCAUGUGGUUUAGAGACCCAUUUCCUCGGUUUCACAGGGACGCAGAUUUCCAGAUAGCAUGUGAUCAUUUCACAGGCAGCUUUGAUGAUGUACAGAACAGACCCAAUGGAGGGUUCAACUUUGUAAAGUCCAAUAAUAGGUCAAUUGAGUUUUACAAAUUCUGGUAUUCUUCACGGGAAACCUAUCCCGGAUACCAUGAUCAGGAUGUCCUCAAUUUUAUCAAGGUCGACCCUUUCAUUACUGAUCUAGGACUGAGGAUGAAAUUCUUGGAUACAGCUAAUUUUGGUGGGCUUUGUGAACCAAGUAGAGAUUUAAAUAAAGUUUGCACGAUGCAUGCAAAUUGUUGCUAUGGUAUGGAUAGCAAACUUCAUGAUCUUAGAAUCAUGCUUCAAGAUUGGAAAUAUUAUUUGACCUUAUCUCCAAGUUUGAAGAGAUUGUCAAUUAUUUCCUGGAGGGUUCCUCAGAAUUGCAGCCUCGAUUCUCUUAAGCAUGAUCAUGGUUCUCCAGAAAAGAGUGUUCAAGAGGGUUGAAGUUCUCAUGGAAUAUGUUAACUUCUAAGACAUUGACAGAGAAGUUCAGCUGAAAUGCUGCUGAACCAAAGUUUUUUUUUCUUUAGUUAGGUCUGCUUCUGUAAUCAACCAGAAUGGUGCUAAAGUAAAGACAGCUCUGGCAUAUUCAAAUUUGAAGAGAAAAAUCAAUUUUGCUAAACCAAGUACUGAAGAAGUACCUCUACACUCGAAGUUACAUUUGUGCAACCUGAAAGAUAUAACAUUCUGUUCUAUGCAUUGAAUAUUGUUUGUACUUUGCUCAAUUUUGUGCAACAUUAUGUUGUAUUAGGUUCUUUUUCCAGUGCUCAACUCUCCAUCUUGUUUUCCCUCAAGCAAUACAGAACACAGUAAAUUUCAAACUCCAA